CAUUUCACCAAUCAGCAGCAUCUAUUUUAACACAGGUCUAGGGUUCUUGAUUCAUACAGUUCCAGGUUGAUAAGAAAUUAAGAAGAAAAGAGACCGAUAUGCUGAUGACAGUAAGGUUUUGCAAAAUUUAAUCAAACAGAUACUUUUGAAAAAUUUAAGUGGUCAAAGAAUAAAUUGAAGACACAAAUAAAUGGCUGUUUCUUCGCCGUCUGUGGGCAUCGAACCCACGGCCACGGGAUUAAAAGUCACGCGCUCUACCACUGAGCUAAGACGGCUACGUUCAUAAGUCAUGUUGUUAUUAAUUUAUCCUUAUCAACUUAAGUGUGUUACAUUGAUAUUUGCAUUGCACCCACCUCGAUUUUAUUUGAUGUUUGCCCACUUUGUUAAUUCAUAAUUGUCUAUGGGACAGGUCAUCUUCAACCUAACCUGUCCACUGCUCUACAAUUUACACGAGUGAAUAGCGAUUAAUGUGAUAAGAACUCUUUCUUGAAACAGUUAUUGGUGUGAAAAUGCAGGUUGUAUUCUUUCUUCGAGUUUUGAGAAUCCUUUAGACCAGAAUCAGAUAGAAAAACAGUCUUUUUGUUUGCAGACACCAGUGAAGGACACGGGCCUCUGGUCAUUAGGGAGGACUCAGAUAACAGCCAUAUCACCUUUAAAUUGUUUUACACUGUGUAUGGGAGAGAUACAUAUAGUGCACAAAGAGACAUACAGUGAACUAAUCGGCAUUCUGGUUAUUUUAUUUUAUUCGGAUCCUUUGUAAACUACAUUAUCUCAGAUAUAUUUAUAAAAAGAGUUACCAACUUGGAUUUUCAUUGUAUAUUAAAGGCAUUUUAUCAACGAAAGCCCUCACAAAUCAAAUAAAUUGUUCGAGAUGAUGAUCUUGUAUAUAGAUCUUGGCCUCAUCAACCAAGAUCCCUUGUUAAAGAUGUGCCUGCAAAUCCGAGAGCAAAAUCUAAAACCAAGAGAAACAAUAUGUUCCGAAUUACAUUCUUGUCGAUGAGUUUUGCAACAGAACUAACUAUACUGGCGGUCUGAAGAGAAAUUUCUCGAUUAGUUAUAUAUUUUUUAAAUAUAAAAUGAUUUCUUCAGCUCAAAAAUAAAAUGUGUAGUAUUUCAACGUGAUAUAACACUAUAUAUACGUGAAUACAGAAAAAAAGAAAAAGAAAACUUGGACUUCCUGUCAUUCUUAAUAUUAUAACCUUUGAACACACAUGAAACAAACAUGUUAAUAUUACCUUUAAGUACGAAAGAAAUACAUUGUUAAUAAUACCUGUUAGUAUUACCUUCUAAAAUAAGAAUACUAGAUUUUUUUCUUUUAAUUUAAAUAUUUUAUUUUAAAUAAAACGAUAUACGUGACAAUUAAAAGCUGUUUUCCUUAAUGGAUAUUAAUUAUUUUGUUUUUAAAGGGAAAGGUAGAAUUUAUUUUGGGAAAUAAAUCUUUUAAGUACAUUUGUACACUGAAUCUCACUUGUCGUGGAUACAAUACCUUGUAUAAUCCAAUGACGGAGGUACACAUGUCGAACAAGAUAACACAAAGUGGACGUGAUAAAUCUUCUUUUUAUAUGUAGUUAAGAUUAAGAAGAUGUAAAUUAAGCAUCGAGCACAAAAGGUUACUAGAUAACAAAAAACAAGGAAGAAUCAAUGGCGGAGGGUGAAGGAAGCUCUAGAGGCCAGCCAAAGAGGGAGCAGAUCAGAAAAACUGAAGUCAUCAGUUACGAGAAAAGCGUCACGCAACUGUCAAGAGAAGGGAGACAGACGCAUUUGGUUGUGGACCGAGCCCGUAAAACGCCAUUGAACACACAUAGUAGAUCUUACUCUACUGUCUUUGAUAAUACCUCUCCUCAGUACAACUGGCUUCGUGUUGGCUGGCUCGUUGAGGAGCGUCGCAUAGUGCUGACCGGCCGACUUUACCGGUACUAUUACGAUCCACUGGGACAAGUAUACGGUACAAGGUACGAAGUGGAGCAGAUGUGCGCAUACAUUGACAGGAAUAAGAACAGAAAGAAGCGCGAGAUCAUCAUCAUCGACUAAAAUUCUGCUAUGUAUUGAUAUCUUUAUCAUUUAAGCUAUUAUAAAUAAAAUAAAAAGGCUCAUUUCCGAAGUACCCUGGACAAAAAGGAAAUUACCUGUGUUUUUAAUAUAAGGACUAUUUAAGCCUUUUCUGUUGUUGUUUAAUCUAUGGAACAAUCGAGUAUCUUUCUUUGUUGUUUCGUUGUUUGCAAAACUUAAUUUUAUGUCAGAAUGCCUUAAACAUCUUA
This is a messenger RNA of Brassica rapa (field mustard), 2258 nucleotides long. RefSeq lists its product as uncharacterized. NCBI's taxonomy places the organism in Eukaryota, Viridiplantae, Streptophyta, Magnoliopsida, Brassicales, Brassicaceae. The record is from RefSeq and is a predicted model, not a curated record.